GGGAGGUGAUGGCUGAAAACCAGCAGGGACAGGUUUGGAAAAGGCAGCUGAGGGAAAACCUGCCUUUGUGCAAGAAAGUGUUGACCCAGAGGUAACCGUGUGGAAAGGAGGAGCAUAUCAAAGUUACAAAUGAGACCUGUCUGCCAUCAGAUCGACCAGAAUCCAAAUGAAUCACCUAAAAGUGAGUCAAGUUUUGCACACCAUUCUGUUAAUUUGAACAUUUGCUUGACAUUUUUUUUUUCCAUGGAGAGGUGGACAGGAGCAUUUAUUAUAAAUAUAACUGCACCUGUUCUGUGGUGAGAAAAAAAGCACCUGCACUUCCUGAACACAGAACUGCUAUUGCUGGGACGUGGGGGGUGCUUAAUUUAUCAGGUUCUGGGUUUCUGAGCUCGGAAUACACUAAUGUGAUUCCGGCUGCUCUUCUGGAAGGGCUGCCUGUAGUUUUCCAAAGCAGACUGUUUCCAUGUGGCUGAGUAAUAACAUGAUUUUUCCCUUGGGAAAGCUGGGAGGCUGGGCUGGGUGCUCUGAGAGGGAUGACAGGUACACACAAACACAGGAUGAGAAUUCAAAGGCGGAUAAGUAGAGAUUGCCUUAAAAACCCUCCCGAUGUGGGGUCCUCGGGUGUCGAAAAAUCAGAAUUGCUCCUUGUCUGGGACGCAUGGAUCUAUUUGCAUACAAGGAUGGGUCCAAGGAGUGCAGAGGUGGAUUCAGGUGUCAGGUGUACUUUCCAUGUGUUUUUUUUUCCCCUCGUGCAAGAUGACCACAAAGACAGCAACGGUACGGGGCUGUGCUUUUAGGGGAAGAAAAAACCCCGAGGAGGAAAAAAAAAAAAGGCUAUUUUCCCCCCUCUUUUUCCAUGUGGCAUCACUGAUUGCGGAGAGCUGCCACGGCCGGAACCCCCUCCCCGGGGGCUGCGGGAGGUAUCACCAUCUCAUGGUGGGCGUUGGGCCGAUCCCGCUCGGGACCAGGAACGGGAAGGGGCCGGGCUGAGCUGCCGGGCGGAGCAGCGGAAGGAGAGCGGUGGAAGCGGAAGGGGCGGUGUGGAGGAGCCGGAGGAGCCGCGGGAGCCAUGCGGACCCGGCGCGGCACCGUCCUGCGGCCGCCGGCACAGUCCCCCGAGCACGACCAUGGGCUGGACGAGGCGCCCGGCGGCAGCGCCGGCCCCGAGGAGCUGGCGGACGACGUGGAGCAGUUCCACGAGGCGCAGUUCCGAGCCGUGAUGGCAGCCCUGGACAGCGGCGAGGAGGCCGGGGACAGCGGCGACGAGGAGGAGGAGGAGGAGGAGGUGCUGGGGCUGCAGCUGCCCGAGGAGGACAGCGAGGAGGAAGAAGAGGAGGAGGAGGAGAAGCAGGGGCUGGAUCUCUUCGUGGACCACAGCGCAGAGGAGGAUGAGGAUGGAGACGCAGAGGAAGAUGAGGAUGGGAAAGGUGAGGAGGAGGAAAAUGAGGUUGAGGAUGAAGAUGGGGACCUGUCCAUGGAAAGCGACUUGGAGGAGAAGCGACCGGACACCAAGCUCCCCCACGAGCUCUCCUGGGGCCAGCGGAAGCAGCUGUACUAUGACACGGACUACGGGAGUGAUGCCCAGGCCAAGGGCAAGCGGAGCCAGCAGGAGAUCGAUGCCGAGGAGGAGGAAGAGGAGCAGGAGGCUCAGGUGAUCCAGAGGCGGUUAGUGCAGGACUUGGGGGAGGAUGACUACGGGCUGGAUAUGAUUCAGGGCUACCUGGCUGAGCAGCGCAAAACCCACGAUAGCACGGGGCAGAAGAUUGACAAGAAUCUGCAGGCCCUCUCCAAGAAGGAGCAGCUGAAGCUGCUGAAGCAGGAGUCCCCUGAGCUCCUGCAGCUGAUGGAGGACUUGGAAGUGAAGCUUAUGGAAAUCAAGGAUGAGCUGCUCCCACUGCUGCAGAUGGUCAAAGACGGCACUAUCCCCCAAGGGAAGGGCAGUCGCUAUUUGCAGACCAAGUAUCAUCUGUACCUGAACUACUGUGCUAAUAUCAGCUUCUAUCUGGUUUUGAAGUCCAAGAGGGUGCCAGUUCAUAGUCACCCCAUCAUCGAACGGCUGGUGGCUUACAGAAAUAUCAUCAAUGACCUUGCUGUCAUAGACCAGAAGUUAUCCCCACAGGUCCGUGUGCUUCUGAGGAGCUACUAUGACAAGAAGGAAAAGAGGUUACAGAAGGAAAACAAGUUUGCAGUGUUUCUCACCAUGGAUGGCAAGAAAAACAAAUCAAAACAGGCCUCUGCACUUGCUAAUGGCCAGGCUGCUGCUGCUGCUUCUGAGUCGUCAGGUGAGUCGGAGCUGGAUGAGGAGGCUGCCCUAAAAUACUACAAGAUGAUGGAGGAGAAGCUGGCACUCAAGAGGAAGAGACCUGGAGAUGAAGACGUGCUUGGAGAAGAAGCAGUGUCGGAAGCAGAGGAUCCCAGUAAGAAGAGGGGGGUGACCUACCAGAUGAUCAAGAACAAAGGCCUCACGCCCAAAAGGAGGAAGAUUGAUCGCAACCCCAGGGUGAAGCAUCGGGAGAAGUUCCGUCGUGCCAAGAUCCGCCGCAAGGGGCAGGUGCGGGAGGUGCGCAGGGAGCUGCACAGAUACGCCGGGGAGCUGUCCGGCAUCCGCGCCGGCGUCAAGAAGAGCAGGAAGCUCAAGUGACACUCACUUUUCUAUAAGAGCUGCCAGUAGCAGUCCUGAAUCCAAUAAAAGUUUUGUA
Molecule: messenger RNA, 2699 nt
Organism: Lepidothrix coronata (blue-crowned manakin)
Lineage: Eukaryota; Metazoa; Chordata; Aves; Passeriformes; Pipridae
Gene: UTP3
Product: UTP3, small subunit processome component homolog (S. cerevisiae)
Exons: 1
Coding region: 1070-2641 (523 amino acids)
Biological process (GO): maturation of SSU-rRNA from tricistronic rRNA transcript (SSU-rRNA, 5.8S rRNA, LSU-rRNA)
Cellular component (GO): nucleolus; small-subunit processome
Source: RefSeq, a predicted model, not a curated record